CGGCUCGGACUUUGCAUUAUAUCCGCGGGCUCACCUAGUCAUUUGGUGCGAGUACUCGGCCGCGGACGUGUUCCGGCCUCACUCUGCUUCUUGUUCAGCGAACAAGUUCAGGAUUCGCCGCAACUCGACGUUGCUGCGAUAACCCGUGUAUCAAGAUGAAGGACAUUCGUGCACAGUUUCAGAAAAAUGGCUACGUCGUUUUGGAGGAUUUCUUUCAACCGAAAGAGAUCGAAGAAUUGAGAGCUUCCGGAGAGGAAUUUACAAAUAAAUUGCCACCUGAGUCGGAACGAAAAAUAUUCAAUACAAUACAGUUACAACAGAAUAAGGAUAAGUAUUUUUUGGAUAGCGCUAAUAAAAUAAGUGUUUUCUUUGAAACUGAAGCUUUGGAAGAAGACGGAAAGUUGAAGGUUCAUCCAAGAGUCUCGUUAAACAAAGUGGGUCACGCUCUUCAUUGGUUACAUCCCACUUUCAGAAAGUACACGUUCGACGAGAGAGUCAAAGAAGUUGCUUUCCAAUUAGACUAUGAGGAACCAGCUGUGUGUCAGUCAAUGUACAUUUACAAAAAUCCCGGAAUAGGCUCGGAAGUUGUGAUGCAUCAGGACGCAUCGUAUUUAUACGUCGAACCGGUGAAACUCGUUGGUUUCUGGAUCGCGUUGGAGGAUGCAACACUUGAGAACGGGUGCCUAUGGAUUGCCCCAGGUUCACAUCAGAGCGGAGUGCAUAGGCGUUUUGUUAGAAACAAAGAUCCAAAUUCUCAAGAGUUACUAACUUUCGACAGAGCAGCGCCUUGCUACCAGUUAAGUAAUUUCAGACCAGUACCAGUACGCAAAGGAACCUGCAUUCUUAUCCACGGACAAGUGGUCCACUUUUCUUAUCCAAACAAGAGUGAAACGUCGAGACACGCUUACACUUUUCACGUGAUAGAGACAAAACAUGUAUCUUACUCGAAGGAAAAUUGGCUACAACCACCCACUGAUGGUUUUGCGAAUCUUUAUAGAAAUUAAGUGUAUCGUAUUAAUUGUGUAAAAAAUUAUCAUUCACUGUUUAUUGUUUUGUAAUAUUUUGUUAAUAUAUUAAAUAAAC
Molecule: messenger RNA, 1083 nt
Organism: Vollenhovia emeryi
Lineage: Eukaryota; Metazoa; Arthropoda; Insecta; Hymenoptera; Formicidae
Gene: Phyhd1
Product: phytanoyl-CoA dioxygenase
Exons: 5
Coding region: 156-1004 (282 amino acids)
Source: RefSeq, a predicted model, not a curated record